Molecule: messenger RNA, 2368 nt
Organism: Papaver somniferum (opium poppy)
Lineage: Eukaryota; Viridiplantae; Streptophyta; Magnoliopsida; Ranunculales; Papaveraceae
Exons: 2
Coding region: 432-1946 (504 amino acids)
Source: RefSeq, a predicted model, not a curated record
CUCGGUGUCUCAUUCUUCUGUUUCUCUUUCUUCUUUUUUUUUUCUUUCUUCUUAGAGAUGGAAAGCCGAGGAUUGAUUGAUUAAUAAGUUCUCAAACCCUAAGGUAAUCUUUGUAUCCAUUGUGUUGAUCUACUGUUCCAAUUUUCAUUUAGGGUUCUUAGAUUAUAUUUUUAGGGUUUUGUUUGUCUCAAUUUACUUAGAUAUGUUUAUUAAUUUGAGGUGUUUGAUUCCUACUUUUAUUCUGUAACAACUGGAAGAUCUUGGAUUCCUUUAAUUGUAUAGGAAUUAUUGUAACCGAAGUUCUGAAAUUUCUUAUUCUUGGCACUCUGUUUCUGGGUAUUUUCGUUACCUAUAAAUAUAUGUUUCUUCACCUGGAAGAAUAAGUUUGGGGGCAAUACAACUUGGUGAAGAUUGCAAAUUGAGAAAACCUAAUGGGUGAAGCUCUGCUCACAAGUCUUUCCAUGGAAAAUCAUCACCCAUCCACACUGCUGUCCAUGGAUUCUUGUGGUGCUUCUCAUGAGGAUUUUGACUUAGAGAUGAAUCGGCAUACACAGAAUAUUCUUUCGCGACCUCCGGAUAUCAAUCUUCCGUUGUCAGCCGAACGAAGUCCACCUCCACAAUCAUGGAACCCUGAUUCAGAUACAUUUGAUGGCGGUUUGGGUCCUCAAAUUUAUAAGACCGAGUCACUUCUCAGUUUGUCUAAGGUAGGGAGGAAAUGUGCAAAGCGGGUUGAUAGCAUCUGGGGUGCCUGGUUUUUCUUCAACUUUUACUUUAAGCCUGUACUGAAUGAAAAGUCCAAGGGCAAGGUUAUGAGGGAUAGUAGUGGGGUUUCUGGUUUUGACAAAUCAGAUCUCCAACUUGAUGUUUUCUUGGUUCAGCAUGACAUGGAAAAUAUGUACAUGUGGGUGUUUAAGGAAAGGCCAGAAAAUGCAUUGGGUAAGAUGCAGCUGAGAAGCUAUAUGAAUGGGCAUUCAAGACAAGGGGAGCGUCCAUUUCCCUUUAGUGUGGACAAAGGUUUUGUGAGAUCUCACAGAAUGCAGCGGAAACAUUAUAGGGGACUCUCGAACCCUCAGUGUGUGCACGGGAUUGAGGUUGUUCAUGCUCCAAACCUCAUGAUUCUUGACGAGGAAGAACGAAAGAGGUGGAUAGAGCUCACGGGUCGAGAUUUGAACUUUGCAAUCCCAGCUGAAGCAAGUGAUUUUGGUUCAUGGAGGAACCUUCCAAACACAGAGUUUGAGCUUGAGAGGCCACCACCUCCACUGAAGGCCACCACCUCACAACCCAAUGCAAAGAGAUUGCUUAAUGGGUCUGGUUUAAAUUUGUCAACCCAACCAUCAAAUCAUGUUAAUGGUGAUGGAAUGGAUCUUUCACCUGUCUGCAACAAACGAAGAAAGGAUUUUUUCGCACAUGGAAAUGAUGAUGACUGUUGUUUGCCGAUAAACCCCCACCCAGAUAGAGCCAGUGAAAUGGAGAUUCACCCAAUUGAGCCGCAUUGGUUGAACGACUUUAGUGGGGUAAUGAAAAAUGUGUAUGGACCUGUGACAGCUGCGAAAACUAUUUACGAGGAUGAAGAAGGGUACUUGAUCAUUAUUAGCAUGCCUUUUGCAGAUUUGCAGAGGGUGAAAGUUACUUGGAGGAAUACACUCACUCACGGCAUUGUAAAGAUAUCAAGUGUCAGUACAGCUCGCAUGCCAUUCAUCAAGAAGCAUGACAGGUCAUUUAAGCUCUCUGAUCCUUUUCCGGAGCAUUGUCCCCCAGGAGAAUUUGUAAGGGAAAUACCUCUUCCUACUCGAAUUCCAGAGGAUGCUAACCUGGAGGCAUACUAUGACGAGGCGGGAACUAUGCUCGACAUUAUGGUGCCAAAACACCAUGAGGGAUCAGAAGAACAUGAGGUUCAUGUAUGCCUGCGCCCUCACCUAGGAGCCAAUGACCUGCUUUUAAGUUGACAUGCACAUUACCUGAAAAUCUUUUUACUGGUAACGUGCCUGAGGUUCAUGUUUGAAGUUGAUAGGUAAUGUUUGGCUGCAACCUUAAUGCAGUUCUCGACCAUCUAUCCUAAAAUUGUCCAUUCUUGUUUAGGCUUAGUCUGAUAUCCUUCUACGUAGUCGCGAAGAAUGUUGUCAUGAUCAUUUUAUCAGCUCAUGGUUGAAAUAGGAACUGGAGAAAUCUUGUUAUAACGUUGGUGUUACAGUAAAAGCUGUGUGGUUGAUACACGGUUUCGAGGAGUCUUGGCGUAAUGCUGGUGCCAUUGUGAAAACUAUCUGGAUAGUUGUGGACUAAAAGCAAUAUGUUAUUGGCUAUUGCAAAUUUUUUUCCUUUUUGUCUAUGUCAAGAGUGUUUCCAAAAAGCAAAUUCCUAUUUAUGUAAA